Molecule: messenger RNA, 639 nt
Organism: Rangifer tarandus platyrhynchus (Svalbard reindeer)
Lineage: Eukaryota; Metazoa; Chordata; Mammalia; Artiodactyla; Cervidae
Source: the annotation of a GenBank genome assembly
AUGGGGCCUGGCCGGGGGGACGCAGGCCGCCCCGAGGUUCGGGCUGCAGGAUCCGCGGGCCGCUGGGGACAGGGAUCCGACAGCCCAGGUUGGGCGCCGUCAGGGGCAGCUCCUACCUGCGCGGGGAGGCCCCAGGCCCAGGUGGCGGAGGUGGCUCAGGCUGCGGGGCUCGGGCUCAGCGUCAGCUUCUCCAUCACAACAUCCCCCGCCCAGGAGCGCGCGGGCCGCGGGGCCGCGCCCGGAGCGGCGGAGGCGCGCGCGGGGCAGGGGUGGGGGAGGGGCGCCAUCUUGGGCCCCUCGGCAGCCGAGCGGAGGGCCCCUCCCUACGGCGCCCUGCGGCCUCGGGUAGCCCCGCGCCGCCAGCCCCCUCGCCGGCCGCCGUCCCUGCUCCCGGGUGGGUCCCCAGGUCCCAGAGGGCGGCCUCAGCAUCCGCCGACCCCCGCGCAGCCCGGCACCGCCCUCCGCCAGGGGACCCCGGACUCACCCUGCGCGCCCCGCAGGGCCCUGGCCCCGCGCCGCCGCGGGGCGACGCUCCGACGAGGUUGGAGCGGGAGCGGCGGUGACGGUGCCCGGGCCGCGGCCGCGCGGGGAGGGGCUGGAGGAGGCCGCCUGCUCGGCUCUUGCGGCAGCACUCCCUGA